UUUUUUUGUUUUUCUCUUAAUCCUUUCAAUAUAUAGUUAUUAUCGCACGCAUGCACAAAUAUAUAUAUAUAUAUAUAUAUAUGAACCUUCUGGUCCAUCUUCUAGCUAGAGAGAUCUCUCUUCUUGUCUCGUGAUCUAGGUUUGCUUAUUCUAUCACAUCUCUCCAAACUGUAACCACAUCUUGUUUGUUCACAUCCUCUUAUCUUUCAUGGAGAUCACAAGAACCCUUCAGCCUCCCUUCAACUUCCAUCCCCAUGCAUGAAAUUAUUGAAUCAAUCAGCAUCUUUGCCUCUGUUGAAGGAAACUGAACAACCCAGACAAUACCCUCAACUAAUCUCUCUCUCUCAUAUAAACAUACCAUUUUGUGUUUUAGGGUUUAUAGUUUAGAUUUUGUGAUUUAGGGUUCCUUUUAUAGGGCAAGAAAGGCGCUUCGAUGUCCCCAGAGAGGAGCAUUCAGGAGAAGCCGGAAAGGCAGAACUCAGGCAGCCGGAGAGGAGCAUCUAAUAGGCCGCAAGAACAAGCCCUCAAGUGUCCGAGGUGUGACUCUACAAACACGAAGUUUUGUUACUACAACAACUACAGCCUCACACAGCCUAGGCAUUUCUGCAAGUCAUGCAGGAGGUACUGGACAAAAGGAGGCGCUCUUCGCAACGUUCCAAUCGGCGGCGGCUGCCGAAAAAACAAGAAGAUGAAUAUGAAGUCUUCUUCGAGGUUUAACUUCGCCGACAUGGAUUUUCAGCUUGAUGAUGCUCUCUCUUUCGCUAGGCUAGGCUAUAACCAGUUCUCUUCAUUUGGGAACGUUUCAACCGCCUCUACUGCAAUCUCCACGGCUCCUUUUGCAGUUUAUAACUUAGGAAGCUCCGGCCAUCAGUUUGGCCGGAGUUUUCCUUCAUCUUCUGUUCAAGAGAUGGGUUCGAUGAACGUUCACAGCAGCCUUGUGUCUUCCAUACAAUCCUUGAGCUCUAUCAACCAAGAGCUCCACUGGAAGCAGCAGCAACAAAGGCUGGCCAUGCUUUUCGGCGGAGAUAAUCCAAAAGAAAGCAGUGCCUCUUCUUUUCAGCCGGAAAACCAGGAGAUAUCAAGAUCAGGGUUUUGUGGCGCCGCCGCCGGAUGGGGCGACUUAGCCGCUGAGUGGUUUUCCGAUGGCUCUUUUGCACCUAUGAAUCUUACCCCAUCCAGCAGCGGCGCCAGUGGCAUCUAUGAAAUGACGAGCAGAUGGAACGGAAUUAUGGCAUGGGCUGAUGACUUGAAUCUGCCCAGUUGGGUGCCGUAGUUGAUUAAUGAAAAUCUUCAAAAAAAAAUUUCUCCUCUUUUGCUAGUAAUCCAUUCUUCUUCUGCUUCUGUAAGUUGCUGUUCAUCAGCCUUAGUUACUACUGUUGCUUGUAAUGUUAGUGACGAUGGUGUUCCCCAUUUAUUUUGCAUGUUCCUGCAAAUACUUGCUGCAGGCCCUGUUCUCGUUUGGAAGAUGAUGCUUUUACGCAAUUUUAAAUAUUAUU
This is a messenger RNA of Diospyros lotus (date-plum), 1496 nucleotides long. Its product is annotated as dof zinc finger protein DOF5.7-like. The coding region runs from base 434 to 1273 and encodes 279 amino acids. Gene Ontology annotation, molecular function: DNA-binding transcription factor activity; DNA binding. The record is from RefSeq and is a predicted model, not a curated record. Gene Ontology annotation, biological process: regulation of DNA-templated transcription. The transcript has a single exon. Lineage: Eukaryota; Viridiplantae; Streptophyta; Magnoliopsida; Ericales; Ebenaceae.